Molecule: messenger RNA, 2168 nt
Organism: Notolabrus celidotus (New Zealand spotty)
Lineage: Eukaryota; Metazoa; Chordata; Actinopteri; Labriformes; Labridae
Product: probable polypeptide N-acetylgalactosaminyltransferase 8
Exons: 11
Coding region: 1-1743 (580 amino acids)
Cellular component (GO): Golgi apparatus
Source: RefSeq, a predicted model, not a curated record
AUGACUUCAAGUUGGAAAUCAAGCAGCUCUUCUCCUGCUGGACUGACGGGUCAAGACGUAGUGAGGAAGAAACUGGAGAAGAUUGAACACACCCUGGACAAGCUGGUAAAGCUGAUAGAAGACUCUGAUGGAAAGGGCUCGACCAAAGAACUUUCAACAAAUGUUGCCCAAGAAAAAAAGAAGAGUGUGUCGCCAAAGUUAUAUCCAAACUCCAUCCUGUUUGCUCAGUGGGGCGAUGGUUUGUCAGAGGAGGAACAGAAGGAGGCUGAGAAUCUGUUUCAGCUUUAUGGAUACAACGUCUUCCUGAGCAAUCAGCUGCCGUUAGACAGGAAGCUUCCAGACACAAGAGAUAACAGAUGCCAAACGAGGAGUUACCCCAAGGACCUACCAAGCAUUUGCGCGGUGCUGAUCUAUGUAAAUGAAGCUCUUUCUGUCAUUAAAAGAGCAGUACGAAGUAUCAUCAACCGCACACCCAAGCAUCUGCUGAAGGAGAUCAUUCUGGUGGACGACUACAGCACCUACAAUGACCUCGGAGAAGCUUUAGACAACUACUUGGGGCAGAUUCACAAAGAGCAGCCUGGACUCAUAAAGAAAGUCCGGCAUAAUCGUCAAAUGGGUCUGUCCCAGUCCAGGCUCACAGGUUGGGAGCAUGCUACAGCAGAUGUCGUUGUCAUAUUGGAUGCACACAUUGAAGUCUCAGAGGGAUGGGCAGAACCUCUUCUGGACAGGAUCAGAGCCGACAGGACAGUCGUGGUGUCCCCUGUGUUUGAUAAGGUCCAUUAUGAUGACCUUCACGUGGAGGGAUACAUCUCAGCCUCUCAUGGCUUCGACUGGGCUAUGUGGUGCAUGUACGAGAGCUUCAGCUCAGACUGGUAUAAGAUGAACGAUGACUCUCAGCCCGGGAAGAGCCCCUCUGUUAUGGGGAUUUUUGCAGCAGACAGAGGCUUCCUUGGAGAGAUUGGAGGGCUUGAUGGAGGAAUGACAGUUUACGGGGGAGAAAAUGUGGAGCUUGGGAUCAGGGUGUGGCUGUGUGGGGGAAGUGUUGAGGUCGUGCCCUGCUCCAGAGUGGCGCACAUUGAGAGGGCGUAUAAACCAUACGCACCUGAUCUGGACUCUGCCAUGAGGAGAAACGCCUUAAGGGCUGCAGAGAUCUGGUUGGAUGAUUACAAGAAGAAUGUGCUCAUCGCCUGGAACCUUCCUCUUAAGAAUCAUGGAAUUGAUAUUGGAGACGUGUCAGAGAGGAAGAAACUCAGAGAAAAGCUGAAGUGUAAACCCUUCCAGUAUUACCUGGACACUGUUUAUCCAGGUCUGGCAUCAUGGGAUAACGUCCUUGGAUACGGUACACUGCAGAACACCCUUCUUAAGAGGUAUUGUGUGGACCAAGGAGCUGUUCCUGGAAAUAUCCCCAUUCUGUUUGAGUGCAACAUGUUUCAGCCACAGCUUUGUUACUACAACACAGAUGGUGAAAUCAUAAUCGGGGGGCUCAGAUCUCACAAUUACAACAAUAACCGUUGCUUGGUUGAUAUGGGCUCUGGCAGCACUCCCACUCUGCAGGACUGUAAGGUGGCAAAACAAAACCAGCUGCACAUGCACUGGGACUUCAAACAAGGUGGAGCCAUCCGAAACAAGGCGACAAACAGAUGUCUAGAGGUCGCCCAGGGUGUAAACCUUUUCUAUGAACUUAUCAUUCAGCAGUGCAGCGGGCAGAGCUGGAGGAUUGAUCAUAUCAUCACAAGCUUUUAACUCAGGAUAAUGAAUAAAGAACUUGCGCCUGGCUUUUAGUAAGUGUUAACAAUGAGUUUGUUUGACAGAAACUUGUUUCACCACCCUUCAAAAGUUUCCAAUGACUUUACUUCCAAAACACAGAGAUGAGGAAUCAUAUUGUUUGUGUGGUAAAUCUACAUACAGGCAGGUGUUACACUGAAAGAAGCCUCUGCUAUUGUAAACAUAUUUUUACGUCAGGUUGUAUUGUGUUUCAAUUUUGUCUACUUUUCAUCAUAUUUGAGUAAAAUUUGUUUGAUGUUGUGCUGAAUUUUUUAACAAAACCUAAAUAAGUUGCAGUUUCCAGAAUGUUACCCUUUCAUGUACUUGGUGCACUCCAGUAGACAGUCAUUUGUAAACCAUUUUAACUGUUUGUAGUACCAUGCCCCAAACACCAGGUGGUAAAC